UAUUUCAAUUUCCCUCCAAAUUAUAAAAAAAUAAUUACACAGGAUUUUAUUUUCUUGAGCAUCCCAAAGUUUAACUCUGAUUCAAUAUUGGGAGUUAUUCGAAUCCUUCACUGGGAUUUUUGUUUGCUGAAUCUGCAUAUUUUUGCAAAUUCAAAUCAUUUUCAUCACUUGCCUUCUUAUUUUUAUCCUUCAAUACGUGUUGUUAAGACUAUUCAACUUAUUUUCGGGAUUAAGCUUACAAUUUUUAAUUACUUAUUAUUGCAAUUAUCUUGAUCAUCGUCUUCGAAUUGGAACCAUGGAGUCAAGGAACAAGAGUGAUUACCAAAUGCAAAGAGUAUCCUCUCCAUCAGUCAUUGUCAUCGGCAGUGGUUUUGCGGGCAUUGCAGCUGCACGAGCUCUUCAUGAUGCUAUGUUCCAGGUAAUUGUGUUGGAAUCUCGGGAUAGAAUUGGUGGUCGAGUUCACACCGAUUAUUCAUUUGGUUUUCCUGUUGACUUGGGUGCAUCAUGGUUACAUGGAGUUUGCAAGGAGAAUCCAUUGGCACCUGUCAUUGGGAGACUGGGACUACCCCUGUAUCGUACUAGUGGGGACAACUCAGUUUUGUAUGACCAUGAUUUAGAAAGCUACGCGUUGUAUGAUAUGAAUGGAAAUCAAGUUCCUCAAGAUCUGGUCUCAAAGACUGGUGAAACAUUUGAGAGCAUCUUGAAAGAGACUGAUCUAGUAAGACAGGAAUUUAGUGGGGACACGUCUAUACAACGUGCUAUCUCGAUUGUUUUCGAAAGAAGGCCAGAUUUAAGGUUGGAGGGGCUCGCUCAUAAGGUGCUUCAAUGGUACCUAUGCAGAAUGGAAGGAUGGUUUGCUGCAGAUGCUGAUACCAUCUCAGUUAAAUGCUGGGAUCAGGAAGUGCUGCUUCCCGGUGGGCAUGGGUUUAUGGUCAGGGGUUAUCUUCCUGUUAUUAAUACACUGGCCAAAGGUCUUGAUAUUCGGUUGGGCCACAGAGUUACGAAAGUAGGAAGACGUUAUAAUGGAGUGAAAGUAACGGUAGAAGAUGGGAGAACCUUUAUAGCAGAUGCUGCCAUUGUUACUGCACCUCUUAAGGAGAGGAUGCUGGUGACUCCGACCAUUAAGGAAAAGGCGAAGGAGAUAGCAGAUACAUGGAAAGGUGAUGUCAGCAAAGAACGUUGA
Molecule: messenger RNA, 1183 nt
Organism: Olea europaea var. sylvestris
Lineage: Eukaryota; Viridiplantae; Streptophyta; Magnoliopsida; Lamiales; Oleaceae
Product: probable polyamine oxidase 2
Exons: 10
Coding region: 296-1183 (295 amino acids)
Biological process (GO): polyamine catabolic process
Cellular component (GO): peroxisome
Molecular function (GO): polyamine oxidase activity
Source: RefSeq, a predicted model, not a curated record